UUUCAGAUUUUUCACAAAUGCAAUAUUCAUUUCUACUUACCCUACUUCCACUUCACUCCCUCCACCACCACCACUGCUGCUGCCGCCGCCGUCGCCGCCACAAAUGGCCACUAAAUUUGGGUUUACUAUAACUAGCCCUCGCCUUUUUCAUGCCCCUUUCAGGAAAAAACCCAUUUUUUCUUCAUCUUCUGCUUCUUUACAAGGUGCUUCAUUUUCUUGUUCAAAGCUUCGUUUGAUUAAUUUUGGUGGAAGAAAAUUAGCUAUUAGGCGUAGGUUAUUGGUUCUCUCUCCUAAGGCCACGACUGAUCAGCCAGGUCAGCUCAACGAGAAUGAGGUUGAAGACAGUAAAAUCUUGCAAUAUUGUAGCAUUGACGGGAAAGGAAAGAAGUCUUUAGGGGAAAUGGAGCAAGAGUUUCUUCAAGCACUGCAAUCAUUCUAUUAUGAAGGAAAGGCGAUCAUGUCAAAUGAGGAAUUCGAUAACCUUAAGGAAGAAUUAAUGUGGGAAGGGAGCAGCGUCGUCAUGCUAAGCACGGACGAACAGAAGUUUCUGGAAGCUUCUAUGGCUUAUGUAUCUGGGAAUCCAAUUAUGACUGAUAAAGAGUAUGACAAGCUGAAGAUGAAACUUAAGAGGGAUGGCAGCGAUAUUGUGGUUGAGGGUCCUCGGUGCAGUCUUCGAAGUAGAAAGGUUUAUAGCGACCUUUCUGUUGAUUAUCUGAAGAUGUUCUUGUUAAAUGUCCCUGCUGCUGUUGUUGCUCUUGGAUUGUUCUUUUUCCUCGACGAUUUGACUGGAUUCGAGAUCACUUAUCUUUUGGAGCUUCCAGAGCCUUUCAGUUUCAUUUUCACAUGGUUUGCUGCUUUGCCUUUGAUAUUGUAUCUAUCCUUUACAAUCACAAAUAUCGUCGUUAAAGAUUUUCUGAUCUUAAAGGGCCCUUGUCCGAAUUGUGGAACAGAAAAUACUUCCUUCUUUGGUACCAUAUUAUCGAUAUCUAGUGGUGGUUCUACCAACAAAAUAAAAUGCUCAGGUUGUGGGACGGACUUGGUCUAUGAUUCAGACACGCGUUUGAUCACGUUGCCUGAAGGAAGUACUGCAUGAUUCGAGGAUGAUUAUAUAUGUGGAGAGUGGAGACAUCUGCACAAUAGAUUGCACUAGAACAAGUUGCAUAUAUUGGAAGUGCCAAAUAACAUACAUGAGUCAAGGUUGUAAAAAUGAAAAGCAUUUUCAGUGUUGAAAUUGUGAAUGUUUUGCAACUUGUAUUGUGUCCAAUAUGUUAUGUAAUGUGUGCAUAUAAGUAUAUGAAUAAAAAAAAAUUAACAGCUUUUAAGCACAGGUGAUGAAGAAUAUCAAGGUCCUUGAAGUUGUGUCGA
Nicotiana tabacum (common tobacco) is the source of this 1365-nucleotide messenger RNA. RefSeq names its product PGR5-like protein 1B, chloroplastic. Lineage: Eukaryota; Viridiplantae; Streptophyta; Magnoliopsida; Solanales; Solanaceae. Gene Ontology annotation, biological process: photosynthetic electron transport in photosystem I. The record is from RefSeq and is a predicted model, not a curated record. Gene Ontology annotation, molecular function: oxidoreductase activity, acting on iron-sulfur proteins as donors. Gene Ontology annotation, cellular component: chloroplast thylakoid membrane.